Messenger RNA from Rotaria sp. Silwood1, 1185 nucleotides. Lineage: Eukaryota; Metazoa; Rotifera; Eurotatoria; Philodinida; Philodinidae. The record is from the annotation of a GenBank genome assembly.
AUGCCAUCUGUAUUUGGUAUAAAUAAUCUUAAAUUUACAAUAAAAAAUGAUAUUAUGAUUGAAAAUGAAUGUGAUUAUAUUAAUGUCAUAAAACGAGAAAUAGACGAUAGAUUAGUUGGAAAAUCAUCAGGAAAACGUGCUAUUUUAGUAUUUUUUGAAUCAAAUCGAAAAUUAAAAGAAUUUUAUGAUUCAACAGCAUUAGGUUCAUUAAAAGAAUUAACUGUUUAUUUAACAGAAGAAGCAUCAUUAGAUGAAAAAGAAAUUUUAAUUAAACGAGCAACAACAUCAGAUCAAAUAACAUUAUUUACGAGAACAUUUGGUAGAGGAACAGAUUUUAAAUGUGAUGAUCAAAUUAUUGCUACAAAUGGUGGUACUCAUGUUAUUCAAACAUUUCUUUCAGAAGAAGUACAAAUAAAAGGUAGAACAGCAAGACAAGGUGAUCAUAGAUCUUAUAGUAUGAUUCUACUUGAUCGUGAUCUUGAAAAAUUUCAUACAGAAAAAGUUGAUAUUGAAGAUGUUAAAAAAGAAGGUUUCUAUAUUUCACGAACCGUUUGUCUUAUGGACGCAACAGGUUCAAUGUACUAUUUAUUACAUAAGUGUAAAAAUACAGUAGAUAUUAUGUUUGAACGAGCUUCAGAAAUUUUGAAAGAACAAAACAUUAAAUCAGAUUUAUUUCAACUUCAAUUUGUUGUAUAUCGAAAUUAUAAUAGUAAAGAAGAUAAAAUUUUGCAAAGUUCUCCUUGGAAAACUAAACCAGAUAAUUUACGUGCUUUUAUGAAUACAAUUGAAGUUGAAGGAGGUGAUGCUCCUCCAAAUACAAAAGACGAAAAUUCCAGUACAUGCUUUUUUGUUGAACAACAAGCCGAAAUAAUUUUUAAACAAAUUGCCAAACAAACAGGUGGACGUUGUGAAAUGUUAGACAUAAAUUCUUCAUCAGGUUCACAAAUGUUAACAGAUCUAGUAACUGAAGAAAUUCUUAGAAAUAUUGGAGGAUCUACAAAAGGUAAUGCUCUUGUUGAAGCAUACGGGAAAAGAUUUCAUAAAGCUGAAUGCCAUGCGACUCCAGAAAUUUCAAAAUGUCCACCAUACGAACCGAAAGUUGAAAAAUGUUCACUAUUCGGGCCUGAAGUUUCAAAUUGUCCACCAUACGUGCCUGAAGUUUCAAAAUGUCCACCACAUACAUAA